AGCAACUGGCAGCAUAGAGGCAAACCCAUCCGGGCUGCAGCACUGUGGAAAGAUAUGGCUGCCUGGGUUGUAAAAGCAUGUCACGUAUGUGGACAUAACCACAAGUCAUACUGCUGAAGGACAUCAAAACAACCAGCAGGUGGAUCAGGAAGCUAGGAUUGAAGUGGCUCAGGUUUGUCUGCGCUGGCAACAUAAAGGUGGAAUAUCUGUACCUUGAAGGGCACGCGGCACCUCAUGCCUUCAAGGACGAGAUACAACAUAUCCAUGGACUUGGGAUGGAGGGGUGGACUUGAGUGUGGAUGUUAUCACACAGGUUUUCCACGCAUGUGGAAUGUGCUGCCUUCAGGCAAGACAAGUGAUUAAAGCCUCUUACAUAUGGAGGACGAUGGCUGAAAUGUAAAUAAAUACAGGGAGGCCUGGUGGGUGGAUUAUAUCACACCGCGCCGAGGUCCAUGUGCUUAAAAUGGUGGAAGCAACCACUGGGUGGCUGGAAACACGUCCUGUGCCUCGUGCCACCAGCCUCGAAAAGCAAGUCUUGUGCUGACACGGCACCCCUGAAAGAACCGAGCCGGACAACGGGACUCAAUUCCAAAACAACCCCAUAAGACAGCUGUGCCAAAGAGCGCUGAGCUGAGCGCUGGCAAAACGGAACGACGCAACGGUGCCUGAAGGGGAUUCGAUGCAGGGUGAGAACAAGCCAACGCUCGGAACCGAACGAUGCGAUUUAUUAAAACAUUCCCCACCUCAUCGCGACGGAGCACCGCUGUCACGCACGAGGGGGGCCGGCACGGCGGGGCGGAGCCGCGGCACGGCGCGGUUGUGGGCCGGGCCGGAAGGGGCUGUCGGCGGUUCGCGGGGCCGUCCGCUUCCUGCCGCGGAGGAGGGCCGGUGGCGGGCCGGGCUCGGAGCGAAGCCUCUGCAGUUGAGACAUCGUUAAUCCAGGCUGCAAAUUUUAUAGCUGGAUUAGAGCUUGAAGGCAUAUUAGGAUGUGGAUUUGGUCAGCUCCGCUGUUGCAGAGUCAGACUGAAGAGAGGAAGGAAGGCUCUUGUUUCACAGCAUCACUGUUUUUCUUCUUUUUCUUCCUUCGGAUCGGGUCUUGAAGUGUAGGGUGAAGGUUUCUCUUCGUGGUGCAUGGACGGAAAGCCAAUGCGCAGGUGUACCAGUACUCGACCAGGGGAGACCGGAAUGGAUGUGACCAGCCGAUGCACACUGGGAGAUCCUAACAAGCUGCCGGAAGGGGUGCCGCAGCCUGCUCGUAUGCCUUACAUCUCUGACAAGCACCCUCGACAGACUCUGGAAGUCAUCAAUCUUCUCCGGAAGCACCGGGAGUUGUGUGAUGUGGUGUUGGUGGUAGGUGCAAAGAAGAUCUAUGCCCACAGGGUGAUCCUGUCUGCCUGCAGCCCGUACUUCCGAGCCAUGUUCACUGGGGAGCUGGCGGAGAGUCGGCAGACAGAAGUGGUGAUCAGAGACAUCGACGAAAGGGCCAUGGAACUCCUCAUUGACUUUGCCUACACCUCUCAGAUUACUGUGGAAGAGGGAAAUGUCCAGACCUUGUUGCCAGCUGCUUGCCUUCUCCAGCUGGCUGAGAUCCAGGAAGCCUGCUGCGAGUUCCUUAAGAGACAGUUGGACCCUUCCAAUUGCCUGGGCAUCCGAGCUUUUGCUGACACUCACUCGUGCCGUGAACUCCUGAGGAUUGCUGACAAGUUCACCCAGCAUAAUUUCCAGGAGGUAAUGGAGAGCGAGGAGUUCAUGCUGCUUCCUGCCAAUCAGCUCAUAGACAUCAUAUCCAGCGAUGAGUUAAACGUUCGCAGUGAAGAGCAGGUGUUCAACGCAGUGAUGGCCUGGGUGAAGUACAGCAUUCAGGAAAGAAGACCCCAGCUGCCACAGGUCCUCCAGCACGUUCGCCUGCCACUGCUGAGUCCCAAGUUUCUUGUGGGCACAGUGGGCUCUGAUCCUCUUAUUAAGAGCGAUGAGGAAUGCCGGGAUUUAGUGGAUGAAGCCAAAAACUAUCUCCUGCUACCUCAAGAGCGACCGCUGAUGCAAGGACCACGGACCAGACCACGCAAACCCAUCCGUUGUGGGGAGGUGCUCUUUGCAGUGGGGGGCUGGUGUAGCGGGGAUGCAAUCUCCAGCGUGGAACGGUAUGACCCUCAAACCAAUGAGUGGAGGAUGGUGGCUUCCAUGAGCAAAAGACGCUGUGGCGUUGGUGUCAGUGUCCUGGAUGACCUUCUCUAUGCAGUGGGAGGCCAUGAUGGUUCCUCUUACCUGAACAGUGUAGAAAGGUACGAUCCAAAGACCAAUCAAUGGAGCAGUGAUGUGGCCCCCACCAGCACCUGCAGGACCAGUGUUGGAGUAGCAGUUCUUGGGGGCUACCUUUAUGCAGUUGGUGGCCAGGAUGGUGUCUCUUGCCUCAACAUUGUGGAAAGGUACGAUCCCAAAGAAAACAAAUGGACUCGAGUGGCUUCCAUGAGCACCAGGCGCCUGGGAGUUGCAGUGGCUGUUUUAGGGGGCUUUCUCUAUGCAGUGGGAGGCUCUGAUGGAACUUCUCCUCUCAAUACAGUGGAACGAUACAAUCCUCAGGAGAACCGCUGGCAUACGAUUGCACCCAUGGGGACGAGGAGGAAGCACCUGGGCUGUGCAGUGUACCAAGACAUGAUAUAUGCUGUGGGAGGCAGAGAUGAUACAACGGAGCUUAGUAGUGCUGAGAGAUACAACCCUCGAACCAACCAGUGGUCUCCUGUCGUGGCCAUGACAUCCCGACGGAGCGGAGUUGGCCUUGCAGUGGUGAAUGGACAGCUAAUGGCAGUGGGAGGGUUUGAUGGCACAACGUACUUGAAGACCAUUGAGGUGUUUGAUCCAGAUGCUAACACAUGGAGGUUGUAUGGAGGGAUGAACUACCGGCGGCUGGGAGGAGGAGUAGGUGUUAUCAAAAUGACACACUGUGAAUCUCAUAUAUGCUCUAGUACGGACGGUCUAGACCUGAUGUAACUCUUUGCCAGUGACUCUUUCUAUGGAAUUAUAAAAAUGACUUCUGUGAGAGUGUGCCCAAUGGGAGACCACAUUGUCAGACUCCAGGGAACCACUGGACAAAAGUAGAAGUGUUGCUUAUGUCCAUAUUUUUUUCUAACUAGUCUACAAUUUUGAAUAAACCAAACUGUACAAUUCACCAUAGCAUAAACAAUGCCAAUGCACAGACUACAAGCUACAAUGGGAGUCUGGCAAGGAGAGUUUCCUGCCUUUCCCUCCUGCUGUGAGCAUUGGAUGUGGCAGCUGUGUUGGUGGGUGAAAGAGGAAGGUGAUACAGAAAACAUUGCUUUUGCCUUAUUUACAGAGAGCUUCAAAAAAGAUAAAAGUACUUGACCUGCAAGGUGCCACCUUUGCACAGAAGCUUUCCUGUGCACAGAGUAUAUUUAUUUUUUCAUUUAAUUUGUAUCACGUCUUUCCUUUGUGUCGCUCACAGCGAUGAUUCCAGCUUUCUGUAUACAUAUAUAUGUGUGCAUAUAUAUGUAUUUUAUAUAUAUAUGUAUAUGUGCGUGUGCAAUUUGAGUUUUAAUGAGUUGAUGGUUAGGGCAGGGCUAUGUCCUGCAAGCUAUUGUGGUUCCAACCCUGGUGGUAUGUAGUUGGGUCUCAGAGUAUGGGAGAGCUAUGGGUACCCUGAGUGUCUUUUCAGUCUUGCUGGAGGCAAGAAGUAGAACUGGAACUCUCAUCUAUCGACUGAAUCAGUGAAAGGCCAUAAAAGAAGGUGAGAGUGAAAAGGAUUUCAUAUGAUGCCUUUUUACUGUACAGCGUAUGGUACAAAAGUUCAGCUUUUGUCCCUCACCUCCUCUGUGUAUGAUCCUAGAAACAACUAGCUGUUGCUUAUUUAAAUGUCUCAUAUAUUCAGCAGACAACCACUUCUUCUCUGAAGCAGGUAGGCAGGUAUCAUCUGUUAAUUCUGGCUAGCCUAGAUCAAACACUCACCUCUCAGGUUCUUGAUAGAAUGGCAGACCUGCAGUUGAGUCAGCUACUGCUGUGAAAAAUGCUUAGACCAGUGUCACCUUAACUGCCCUCCUGCCUCUCAUCUGUGUCUCUAGAAUUCCUAUUGUAAAACACUGACCACGAUGAGAUGGUGCACCCACUUCCGAUGAUUUGUUUAAAAUGCACUUUCUCUGUUCUUGUCUAGAACAGGAAAAGGUCUGAAAUCGUGGAAGAGUUUGGAAGGGAGGGACUGUUUGCUGGCACUGUGAAUUACUGUCAUGUUUUGGUGAGUGCAGAGGUACCCAGGGUAGGGAGAGAGGAAGGAGGAACUGUAGACUCAAAGGUUCUGAUACGUUUGUCUGUACUGUAAGUACUGUCUGUACUGAGAAGACCUGUUGCACCUGAUGUAACUUUGGACCUUAUUAAAUCUGAUUUUAAAAGGACUGUGAAUUCUUGAGAUGAAGGCAGUGCUGACAUCUUAAGUUCUUAUCUUCAUCGUUUGAUUUAUGUAACAGCAUUUUAAUGUGCUUGAAUAUAGUAGAAGUUACACUACAGUAAUAAAUGGGUCAUUAAAAGUUUUUUUUUUAAAAAAAGCUCCUUUUCCCCUAAAGGUUGGUAUUCUUACGUUUACAUAUGAAGAUCAUUUGCACCUUUAAAAGGAAAACAAGUAUUCUGUAAACAAAUGUUUACAUUUAUCAUUUAUGCUUUUUUCUAGCAUGAGUAACUUGUAUAAAUAGUGCUAUCUUAAUAAAUUUCUUCUAUGCUAUUCUUUGUUUGUUCCUUUGGUUGAAAGCAGUGGAUUAUGCUUUUGUACAGUUUGUAUAGAUAUAGUGAAUAGGAAUGCUACCUUUUUCAGGUAAAAGUCCAAGUAAAAGGGGCUUAAAAACUCUGCUGGCAUUUGGUGUUACCUUCACUUACCUAGAAGCAUGUGCUUCAGAACCAGUUUUGUUUUACUGAAAGAAAGUAGCUGUGUGACUUUGUCAAAUCUAGCUCUGCUGCCUUCUCUACAGAUGCUGAGAGCUGUAGCACAGAUAAGCAUGUGAUAAGGCAGGGGAAGUAGUUCUUUAUUCCAGCACUACUCUACAGGCAGCCUAUGGUAGAUACUGAGCAUGGUUAGCAAAGCACUGACUUCAGCUAAGUACUGAUCUUAAAAGCAAAGCCUGCUGCUGGAGCAUUCCCACAAGGUUUAUAUGCUUUUAGGUUCUGUUCUUAAGGCUACAUUGAAUUUAGAAGUUACUUAUGCAAACUGUCAGAGCAGAACAUCAGAUCUUGAAAAUGACUAAUGGGUUAAUUUAAAAUCAAAUACAGGUCUGCUUACCAAGCAUUCCUCUCAGUCGACAUAGCAAACUUUAAUGUCUUUGAAAGGAAACUAAAACAACAGAACUAAUAGUUGCUGGGCUGUCAAGAACCUGUGGCUGUGCUUAACUCAGUAAGCAUCCUCAAUUCACCAACUGCAGCCUUCACAAGCCAAAACUAACUUCAAUUAAUACAAACUGAAAGUAAGUACAUGGUUCUAACUGUAGUAGUAGGCUAGUUUCAGUAAAAAAAAAUAAGGAGCUAGGCAUGUGAUGGUGGCAUGUUAGGCAGUUAUUUGUGUGUACAGGGCUGGUUCAUCUCAGCCUUGCUGGGGUGAAGAACAAACAAGCCAGCUCCUUUUAGGUGGAGUUGAUAUGUGUGUCCUAAUGUUGUGGUUUGGUCAACUCACACCUUGCCUUCCUUCUUACAGGUAGGUUACAACAUAUUUAACUGAUUAUGCAUCAAGAACUUUGUACAGGUGAAGUUAUUACAAGUGAAUUCCACAGGAAAUUAUGCCUUGCACAUUCAAUAAUACUGUGAGCAGCAAAGCUUAACAGUUUAGUCAGGUAAAAAAAAUUAUAAUAAAAUACAAGUAUACAUUGAGUGAGACAUGCUGUUCUUCUCUAGUCAAUUAGGGAAAAAAGCUAAAAAAUGUUUACGAGGUACUGUACUAUGAGUCAUAGCCCUUCUACUUCCUUUUGGCUCACAUAGUUCAUAGCCUCUGUGCACUAGCUCUGAAUUG
Messenger RNA from Phasianus colchicus (ring-necked pheasant), 5995 nucleotides. It is a transcript of the gene KLHL20, whose product is annotated as kelch like family member 20. Gene Ontology annotation, molecular function: type II interferon binding. The record is from RefSeq and is a predicted model, not a curated record. Lineage: Eukaryota; Metazoa; Chordata; Aves; Galliformes; Phasianidae. Gene Ontology annotation, biological process: protein K33-linked ubiquitination; Golgi to endosome transport; proteasome-mediated ubiquitin-dependent protein catabolic process. Gene Ontology annotation, cellular component: trans-Golgi network; PML body.